This is a messenger RNA of Didymodactylos carnosus, 1004 nucleotides long. Lineage: Eukaryota; Metazoa; Rotifera; Eurotatoria; Philodinida; Philodinidae. The record is from the annotation of a GenBank genome assembly.
AUUGAUGAACAGACGCCAUCCCUACAAAAAUCUGCUGAAGAAAAUGACCAAGCGAAAUCAUCGCAAAUAUCAAGCUCAAUUGAAGAAAAAUCGGUCGUUGAGGACAAAUCUGAAGCACAACAACAAACAGAAAAGUUAGAAGGUGAAAUUAGUCCAGACGAUAGUUGGGGUGCAGCUGCGCGACAAAUACUAUCUGUACCCGUGAAAGCAGCUGGUGAUUUCAUCGAAAAAGUUGUUUCGAGUGUUCAAUCAGAUUCGUCACAACACGAAACUGACUUUGACACAAAUAUUUCUGGAGAGAAACCAACUACUGAGCCCUUGCCAGAUGUCGAUCGAGACUUAAUGCAAACAACCAGUGGUGAACUGACUGAAAUAAUGCAUCAGCUUUUAAACCUAGAAAAAACCGUUGUAAAACAUGAUGACCAGCAGCAACAACCUCCAUCAUCGAUUGCGAAAAGCCUUACUCCUGCUGAAAUAGUGUCCCGUUAUGAAUCUAUGAUCGAGCAUGUUGAAAGCCUUCAAAAACCCUUAAUCGAAAACCAAACAAGCGCUGCAGAAACCUCAACUCCUGGUACAAAGGCAGAUUUAUUGGACACGAUAGAAUUAAGCCAUAGGUACGACAAUUUAAUUGGAAAAUUAAACACUUUAGAAAAAGGAGCAAUCAAAAGUAUUCCACAAAUCGGACAGGUAGAUACACCUCACCAACUGCGCGAUUCAUUUAAUGAAGUUAGUGAUCGGAAACCAAUACCAGACAACUCGACUACUAUUCAAAAACUCUCCAGUACAAUCGAGAAAGUAACAUCUACUGUGACCGACAAUGUACAAACAGCAUCCCCGUCAGCAGAUACACAAGAACAUCGGUCGACUGAACUCAAACCGUCGCCUAGUGAUGACUCGGUAAGUCGGAGUUUUACAGAAUGCAUUUAAUUAUACAUUCUCGCUUUCCCCAAUAUCUCCAUGAAAAUCGUUCGUCUAAUAUGUUUUGUUCUCUCUGAUUUAGAAAC